Molecule: messenger RNA, 13028 nt
Organism: Pecten maximus
Lineage: Eukaryota; Metazoa; Mollusca; Bivalvia; Pectinida; Pectinidae
Product: plexin-B-like
Exons: 40
Coding region: 795-6614 (1939 amino acids)
Biological process (GO): sensory neuron axon guidance; motor neuron axon guidance; regulation of cell shape
Cellular component (GO): semaphorin receptor complex
Molecular function (GO): semaphorin receptor activity; protein binding
Source: RefSeq, a predicted model, not a curated record
CAUAAUUUCAAAAACAGAUAUUCUCACAAAACAUCCUUAAGCAGAUCAAUACCAUUUAUGGUUUCAGUAUUAAAUGUUAUUUGGUUAUCAAUACAUGUGUGGUAAUUCACCAUUUAUGUUGCUGGUAUGCUGGGCCCAUGUGUGUGUGUAAUAUGAUUAAGACUUGAUCAAUAUACAGGGGGUGUAGAAUAUGCUGGAAAUUCCUCAUAAAUGUGGGGACACUUAUAAUCUACCCCACUUCGACUGACUUUUAUUCCGCCAUUUAAUUUAGACAUAAAAAAAAACAACCCCAUUUAAUAUAUACAGCGAUGAUGGCUUCAUUUGCUUACUGUAAAUCAUAUGUGAUGUCACGCCUGAGGUAGCCGUCUGUGGCCGUGAGGGAAGAAAGGCAAUGUGGUACAAGCCAUGUGGGUUACAGAUCAGUGUGGACCUACAGCCUUAGUAUCCCAGGGAUCCAUUUAGCCUCGAGUAUUCUCAGUUAGCGAGGUGCUGGUGCUGGUGGUACACUUAGUUUUUUCUGUCAUUUGAGGGAGCACCUAUCUACUCACAUGGGAUUAUAAUGAUUUUCUAGGGACCAAACUAUAACACUGCCGGGAUGCUGUCGCAGUACAUGUGAAGUCUCAAUGUGAAACAGAAACAGCUAAAUGAUGGAGGAACUUAAGGGAAAGAACAAAGAUGUAUAAGACUUUGAGGGACCAGGAACAAGUGUUAACAGGACUCAGAAUGACUUAACGUAGCUGACUAGGACAGAAUUGACGCAUGAGAGUGGACUGUGAGAUUGACCAUUCGGGAGCAUGGAGAGAAAAUGUAUCUUGAUGAUAUGGGUGUGUAGCCUUGUGUUGCUAGGCGCCAAGUUACUACACGGAGAAAAUGUAUACUCAAAACAGGAGGCAAAUCUUUUGCCUCUGUCAGGAAGUAGAACUACACCAUUUCUCAAUCAUAUGGUGAUACAUAAAAAUCUCUUAUAUAUUGGCGCUGUCAACGGGAUAUUUAAACUGAGCUUCAGUUUGACUGUUUUGGCUAAUGUGUCAACAGGUCCACAGAAUGAUAGUGCCCUCUGUGACCUGCCUCCAUCCAGGGAUCGGUGCAUGCAUAAAAAAUCCCUGCGUGACAAUGUCAACAAAGUGCUUCUUAUCCACGAGCCAAAAGGAGAGCGCCCCAUCCUCAUUACAUGCGGUAGUGUUUUCCAAGGAGCCUGUGAAACUAGAUUCUCCAAUAACCUUCAUGUAAGCAGAAAGUACUACGGUCAGUUGGACAGUAUGACCAAUGAUCUCCCUUUACAGGAUGUGUAUGCCAUAGCGGCAGAUACUGAAAAUGGUUCAACAGUGGCCUAUAUAGCACCUGGAAUGAGCGGCAAUGACGUCAUGUACAUUGCUUCCACGUACACUGGUACUAAUAAUCGCCUCAUCCGACAAAACAUUCCAGCCAUAAGUACGCGUAAACUUAGUCCAAGAGACAAAAUUUUCAGCUAUAACAACAUUGACACCUCACCAAUCACGCCGCGUGCCUCGAGUGUUUCGAUCAAGGCGAGUAUACGUACUACAUUUCUUGUGAAUUACGUUACUGGAUUUACAUCAGGAAAUUUUAGUUACUUCGUGACAACACAGCCAUCACAAAAUAAAGACAGUCCGAAUACAAUCACGAAACUUAUCCAUUUGUGUCAACAGGACCAAUGGCUCACUUCUUAUGUGGAUUUACCUUUAGUAUGUAAAACAGAGAGAGGCAAAGUGUUCAACAAAGUGACGUCUGCUCGUGUGAUCCAGCCAGCAAAAAUUCUUCAGAAGUCCAUGAUGCUCCAGCCUGGCGCAGAGGAGGUUCUAGUUGCUACGUUUACAGAUGACGCUGAGAGGAACUCUGCUGUGUGUCUGUUCGGGAUGGGAGAGGUUCGCAGGAAAGUUGUCGCCAAUGUGAGGCUGUGCAGAACAGGGAACUCAUCGGCAAACGGAAACAAAUACAUAGAGAGUGGAUCUGAAUGUAAAUUAGUUGACAUGAUGGAAAGUGAUGAGUCAUUGCUGUGUUUCACAGUCAUGUCACAGAAAUUCACCCGAAUAGCCGGCAUCUUACCAGUAGAGGCUCAACCUGUCCUUGUAUACAAAAAUACGACCUUGACAUCCAUCGCCCUGUCAACCACAACAGAUUUUACUGUCGCUUUCCUUGGAACAAACUAUGGGAACAUCAAAAAGAUUGUCAUCAACUCCAACUUGAGUGCCACAGAAUACGACCAGAAUCUGCAGACAGACUUGACCAUUGACCCUCGUAGUUCUAUCAACAAGGACAUGCAGCUUGACCCUACCAAUCAGUACCUCUUUGCUAUGAGUGAUAAAGUGGUUGCCAAACUGCGUGUGGAAAAUUGUCAGCGCCACUCCAGUUGUCAUGAAUGUCUGUCGAGCCAGGAUCCCUACUGUGGCUGGUGUACCCUGGAAAACAGAUGUACUGUCAGAGGCGCCUGUUCUAACCACGAUGUUGACCGAUGGGCAAACGGUCAAGUUGGAAACUGCAUCACUAUUAUGGACAUUUCUCCUCCCAGUGCCUCAGCCUCCGUAGUCAUCAAGUUGAAUGGUUCUUUGAUUGUCCAUCUGUCCAUCCUGAAGCUACCCAGAAUGACCAACUACAGCUGUGUGUUUGCUCUGGAUAAUGGACCGUGGUCAGUUCCAGCUGAGCGAUGGUCGUACGGUCUUACCUGUCAGACUCCAAAUGUUACCAACUUUGGCCUUCUGUUUGGAGAAGCAGGUCACCGUGAUAUAAAAUUAUCGAUCAACUCCACAGAGACUGGUAAAUUGUUUGUGUCCAAGAACUUCACUUUCUACAACUGCGGAGCAUUCAGAAGCUGCAGUCCAUGUACAGACAACCGCUGGUCAUGUGACUGGUGUGUUUACGAGAACAAGUGUCUGUUUAACUCUGGCAAUUGUGACGCCCGCGGCAUCAUCGUGAGUCGAAAUGAGACAGAUGAUGAUAACUCGACAAAAUACUCUGGCGAGGGAAGACGAGGGCCCAACCACUGUCCUCGCGUUGACAGGAACAAGACUGAACCUGUCUACAUCCCUAAUGAAAAAGCCAAGCCUAUUACCAUACAAGGGUUCAACUUUCCAGAGCACCUUCCUGGGAUGGAGGGAUACCGUUCUGAGUUACAUAUUCGUAAUCCUUCGUUAGUUGUGCGUGCCAAUUGUGACCGCUUGGAUAGCGAAAUCAUCAGGUGCCAUAUUCCACAGAGAAGUUACACAUUCAAGACUGGGAAAUUCCAAGCUGAUCUGAGGAUCUUUUUUGGAAAUAACACAGAGGUGGAAAAUGAUGCAACUCAAGUGACUAUAUACAGCUGUACCAAACUCGGUAAGGGAGAUUGUAGUUACUGUAAGUACAUGCAGCACUAUGAAAUACAACUAGACUGUGCCUGGUGUCAGGGUAUGUGCGAGUAUCGGGAGUUCUGUGCGGACACUCGAGCUCAGAUCUGGAGCAGUGGCGACACCUGUCCACCUCCUCGGAUCCUAAGUAUCAACCCUAAUAACGGACCCAAAAUGGGAGGCACUCGUGUGACCUUGACAGGGAUUAACCUUGGAACAGAGUUCAAGGACAUUCAGAACAAUGUGUCCAUUGCGGGAGUACCUUGUAGACCCAUCAGGGAUCUCUACAGACCCUCACAAAGGAUCGUGUGUGUCAUCGGUGCCAGUGAACGUGGGGACAAAUCAGGGGGCGUAACUGUCCUCAAUUAUGUCUUCAAUAAGAUAAACUUCCACUACCUAAGCCCCUCUAUAGAAAAGGUAACACCCGCCCAUGGCCCCAAGUCGGGCGGAUCUGUCAUCACCAUUAAGGGAUUACAUCUCAACGCCGGGAACAGCAUCUCCAUCACCAUCAACAAUCGGACCUGUGACAUCAUUGGACAUGCAGGUCAAAAGUCAGUUAUUUGUACCACACCUGCCAGUGAACAAACCGGAGAUGAAAUGAUCCGAGCGAGUAUCGAUGGUAACAACAUCUAUGGUUCACUCAUGUUCCGUUACUAUGACGACCCGACGAUUAAGAGUAUCUCUCCUGUUCGCAGCUUCUUAAGUGGAGGAAGGAACAUUACUGUAGUCGGCACUAACUUCACUUGUAUACAAAGACCACAGAUGUUCACUGUUGUAGCUUCACGUCGCAGCAAGGAAUCUGACUGUUACAUAUUGAAUUCGACAAUGAUGAAGUGCCCUACACCUCACAUGAACUUUCAUGACGAAUUGGAACGACUUGAUCGACUGCGGAGGUCAACACAGCAGCUGUCUGCCCAGAUUGGUUUUAUCAUGGACAAUGUGAUGUCAGUGCAAAAUUUGUCUCAUAACUUCCCUGGAGUGGCCAGCUCCCUGGAAUAUUUCCCUGAUCCCCAGGUGUUCAACUUCACUGAGCAGGGAGGAGAAAAGGAGUUCAAGGGCGAAGUUCUCAUUAUCAGGGGCCAAGGUUUGAAUGUGGCAGCCAGCAAAGAGGAUGUGACUGUGAUGAUAGGGGAGAAAAUGUGUAAUGUCACGAAUCUCGUGGAAAAUGAGAUUUACUGCACGCCGCCGACCACUCAACCUCAAAACAUCCAGCACAAUGGAGUUCUGUCUAACAGCAAUGCUCCACAAGUCAUUGUGAAGAUUGGUAAUCGCGAGUACCAAAUUGGGUUCCUUGCCUAUGAAACCCCAAUCCCUGAAGGAAGCAUGCUCGGGUACAUACUCGGCGGUGCAGCGGCCAUUGCCUUUGUCAUCAUAAUAGCUGUCCUCCUAUUUGCUUGUUUCUACCACCGCCAAAAGAAUAGAUCCAAACGAGAGUUCAGGAAAAUGCAGAUACAACUUGAUUCACUUGAAAGCAAUGUCCGAAAUGAAUGUCGACAAGCGUUUGCGGAGCUGCAGACAGACAUGACCGACCUCACAAAUGACCUGGAUGCCAGUAAAAAGCCGUUUUACAGCUUCGAGAGCUACACCUUCAAUGUUCUAUUCCCAGGCAUGCUUGAUCAUGUGAUCCUCCAUCCACCUAUGCAAAAGAAUGGAAACAUUGAUCGCCAUCCAGAUAUUGGGAUUGUCCACUUCAACCAGUUGCUACAGAAUAAACACUUUCUCCUCUUACUCAUCCGAACCCUGGAGAGACAGAAAAGUUUUAGUAUUAGAGACAAGUCCAAUGUUGCCUCACUGCUGAUGAUUCUUUACCAGAACAAUAUGGAGUAUGCUACAGAAAUUUUGAAAACACUGCUGGCAGAUUUGAUAGAGAAAUCCGUUGACAGCAGACAUCCAAAACUCAUGUUGAGAAGGACGGAGUCAGUUGUAGAAAAACUGCUGGCUAACUGGCUGUCUCUGUGUUUGUAUAAAUACUUAGUGGAAGAGUCGAAUUUCCCAGACUCUGCAGGGUCGUCUCUGUACAUACUGUAUAAAGCUAUCAAGGUGCAGGUGGAGAAGGGGCCGAUAGAUCAUGUGACCUGUGAUGCACGGUACUCGCUGUCCGAGGAUCGUCUGUUGAGGACGGAGUGUAAACUAGAGGUAGAAAUGCUGAACCUGAACGUGGAGUAUGAGGGCAAGCGAUUCAAGUGCCGAGUUUUAGACUGUGAUACUAUAACACAAGCCAAAGAGAAGAUGCUGGACACAAUAUUCCGAAACUUUGCGUAUUCCCAGAGGCCAUUAGCUUCAGAACUAGAUUUAGAAUUAAGUAACAGCGGCCGUAUGAUGUUAGAUGAGGACAAUACUACCAUAAAAGUGGAGGGCUGGAAACAGCUAAAUACCUUACAACACUACAAGGUGUUGGAUCACUCCGAGAUGGUUCUCACUCAUCAUCAGAACUGCCGAACCAUGCCACGCUCUCCCAAUGGGUCAGUCCACUCCAUGGGCUUUACCCACAGAGAUGCUGCUCCCAUCGCCCGCAACGAGAACGAGGUCGGCACAAAAAUCUGGCAUCUGGUUAAACAACAUGAUGACUGUAACAACGGAGGAGGUCUCAAGAUGAGUUCAGAGAUUUACCUCACACGCCUGCUGGCCACCAAGGGAACCCUGAAACAGUACAUAGAUGAUUUCUUUGAGAUGGUCCUCAAGGUAGACAGCAGUAUGCCACCAGUCAUCAAGUACUUGUUUGACAUGAUGGACCAGGCUGCUCAACGCUACAACAUUACCGACCCGGAUGUGGUGCAUACCUGGAAGUGUAACAGUUUGUUGUUGCGGUUCUGGGUCAACAUAAUUAAGAAUCCCAAUUUUGUAUAUGACAUACAAAAACCCAGCAUUGUGGAUUCCUGUCUCUCAGUGGUGGCUCAGACCUUCAUGGACAGCUGCUCAACCUCCGAACACAGACUCGGCAAGGAUUCCCCUUCCAACAAGCUCCUGUUUGCUAAAGAUAUUCCAAAGUACCGUAAGUGGGUAGAAAAGUACUUCAGCGACAUCCAGGCCCUACAAUCGGUUAGCGAUCAGGACCUGAACGCCUACCUGGCCGAAGUUUCUCGGAUGAGCACUGGCCAUUUUACCAAGGAAAAUGCCUUGUAUGAGCUGUACAACUAUGUACAGAAAUACAAUAAUGAGAUUAAUGAGAGUUUGGAGAUGGAUGGUUUUGCCAACGCCCAACAACUUCCCGCCAAAUUAGGUCAUGUGAUCACUGCAAUGGAGGGACCGAGUCCGUACAUGCGAGACUAUGUAUGACCGGAUCAGGGGUCACGACCUCAUUGUUCACCUUCACCAGAUAUUCACCAAUGCCGUGUCUUUCAUCUUUUUGGGAACAGUAUCACAUCACAACUACUGGACUUGUUUAAAGAGUGUGUGUUGUACGACUGCAGAUCUAACAAGAUCGCGAAUAAUUGUAUCGGCAGAUGAUAUGCCGAAGUGUAUUUGUAUAUUUUGAUUUUUACCAAGGGAGAUGUUCUAUCAUCGUAUAUUUAACUGCAACAGUAUGUAUACAUCACUUUGUCAUGUGAUAGGUGUCUGUAACACCACUAGAUUAAUAUAUAGCAUAUAUAUAUAUGUGUUUGUUCAUUACGAUUUGUCUGUAAGUGUCGAUGUCUUUGUCCAUGCCAUUAGAGAUCAUUAACGUGACGGUCUAUGCAGAAACUUUGUUCAAUAAGUACCAAAGACUAAGAGAAUAUGAUGCCACUUCCCUUUGAAUGUGUACAACUUCAAAGUUCUAUUAUACAAUAUGAAUAUAUUCUACAAAUAAACUGAGGGAGAAAUAUUCAUCUACAAAACUGAACUUAGAAACACAGUGCUGAUUUGUAGUCAAACUGCUGAUUGUGUAUUCUACAAACUUUUCACCAUGUAGAUAGGGCAAAAUAAGUUUCAUUUAACAGCUUCAUGCAUAUUCAUACACAUUCAUUACCAUUACCAAUCUCAUGAAUAUUCAUUCAUGAUAAAUCACUAUAUUUAUUCAUUAUCAUAUUAACAUUCAAACAUAAUUAUAUAAAUUUGGAGCUAUGUGAAUAUUCAUACAUAAUAAUGCACUUAUAUAUAUUCAUUUUCAUAUAUGUUCGUAAUACCAAAUACAUUUAGUCAAUAUAGUAAUAUAAAUUUGGAGCCAUCAUGAAUAUUCAUGCAUCAUAAUUUGCUAAUAAUUCAUGCAUAUUUAUGAUUAUGCAAUAGUCACUUAUUCAUGUUUGUUUAUUCAUAUACAAUAUCACCUGGUGAUAUUCAUAGAUGUUGAUAACUAUGUUGCGUUGAUUUCCAGAUACUGUAGAUGUAAGAUAUCAUGCUAUGAUUAUGCCGUAUUUAUGUACAGAAACAGUGGGCUCAUUGAUAAAAAUCAUACAACUUGGUGCUUUUUAUUUAUCCUUAUAUUGCAAUUGUGUUUUGCUUGUACGUCUGUGAGCAAUUAAUAAUCAUUGAGUAUGGUAAUAAUAUCACUAACAUGUAAAUGGGUGUGGUACAUCUGUUUAGGUGGAUUUACCUGGUACAUCUGUAUAGGUGGAUUUACCUGGUACAUCUAUAUAUAGGUGGAUUUACCUGGUACAUCCAUAUAGGUGGAUUUACCUGGUACAUAUGUAUAGGUGGAUUUACCUGGUACAUCUAUAUAAGUGGAUUUACCUGGUACAUAUAUAUAUAGGUGAAUUUACCUGGUACAUCUAUAUAAGUGUAUUUACCUGGUACAUCUAUAUAGGUGGAUUUACCUGGUACAUCUAUAUAUAGGCGGAUUUACCUGGUACAUCUAUAUAGGUGAAUUUACCUGGUACAUCUGUAUAUUGAUUUACCUGGUACAUCUGUAUAAGUGGAUUUACCUGGUACAUAUGUAUAGGUGGAUUUACCUGGUUCAUCUGUAUAGGUGGAUUUACCUGGUACAUCUGUAUAUUGAUUUACCUGGUACAUCUGUAUAGGUGGAUUUACCUGGUACAUCUAUAUAUUGGUUUACCUGGUACAUCUAUAUAAGUGGAUUUACCUGGUACAUUUGUAUAGGCGGAUUUACCUGGUACAUAUGUAUAGGUGGAUUUACCUGGUACAUCUGUAUAGGUAGAUUUACCUGGCACAUCUAUAUAGGUGGAUUUACCUGUAACAUAUAUAUAUAUAUAGGUGAAUUUACCUGGUACAUCUAUAUAUAGGUGAAUUUACCUGGUACAUCUAUAUAGGUGAAUUUACCUGGUACAUCUAUAUAUAGGUGAAUUUACCUGGUACAUCUAUAUAGGUGGAUUUACCUGGUACAUCUGUAUAGGUGGAUUUACCUGGUACAUCUGUAUAGGUGAAUUUACCUGGUAAUGUACCUGGAUAUAUUCCUACAGGAGAGGUUACACUUAGAAAUCACCCAAUAAAUGCAAUCACCUUAAAAUCAUACUCUUUCUCCUACUUUUAAAACUUCGAUAUAUAUUUAUCACCAUGACAACCAGGUUUGGUGUGAAGUAUGAUAUUCUAUUUCUCUCAACAACCCUGACCCUCGAGUCAUAAAAAAUGCAAUUUGUCAUCAAUUUUCUAUCUCGCCUCUUAGCUUUCUCUCAGGUACUUUAUAUUGUGUUUAUUUGAUAUUUUUGUUUGUAUGAUAUGACUUUAUUAAUGUUUUUCUAUACCUUUUCUAAGCAUGUAUAACAUUUCACCUCACCUGGUCUGAAGCAUUCAGUUAAAACAUCGUGCAGUGUUUGUCCAUCUGCCAAAUUAAGUCAGGCUUAACAUGCAUUAAUGAAAAUGGCACACAGUUCUGUUCUUUUAAAAAAGAAAAAGACUCUAAAAUAUGAGCAAGAUUGAAUAUUUUACUGGGAUGUUUAAAAGAUAUUUAAAAAGAAAAAAAUGGCACAACGGAUGAGAUUGAGGCUAUUUAAGUGGAGAUAAAUCCUCUUAUUAAUGUUAGUGCUAAGGACCAUGUACUGUAUAUAAAACUUGUGUCAGAGGUCUGUUAGGGUAUAAAAACACUAUAGCUAUCACUUAAGCUUCAUAAAAAAUAUGGCUUUAUUUUUUAAAUACUUAGUGGAGUAAGAAGAAUAAAUAGGUAGGGCCUCUUGUUUUGUUUGAGUCAAUGUUUCAAGUCCAUUUCAAACUAAUCAAAUCUUAGUCCAUUUAAUAAUAGUCCAUUUCAGUCUUCACAAUUGUCAUCGAGAUUUGAACGUUUCUAAUUUAUACAGAGCUUUAUAUACUAAAAUAUAUGGUGUGACCAUUAUGUACCCACUGAGUAUUAAGUUGCACACAUAUAUGCUAUAAUUAUGUAUAAGGCCAUAUUUUGUUCUUUGAUAAUAAGUAAAAGGAAUAUAAUUUGAGGUUCUCAAAUAUUCCAUGUUCGUAAAAGAAUAAAAUGUGUUCUUAUAUAUAUGCUAGUAAGAAGAUAUGGACAUGCUAUUUAGAUAAAUGUUCUCAUGAAUAUUCUACUAAGAAUUUAUGUUCUCAUGAAUAUUCUAAUAAGAAUAUAUGUUCUUAUGAAUAUGCUAAUAUGGUAUAUGUUCUCAUGAAUAUUCUAAUAUGAAUAUAUGCUCUUGUGAAUGUGCUAAUGAGAAUGUAUAUUCUUUUGAAUAUGCUAAUGAGGAUAUUUGUAUAUUCUUUUGAAUAUGCUAAUGAGGAUAUUUGAUCUUAUGAAUAUGUUACUGAAAAUUUAUUUUCCUAUGAACAUGCUAAUAAGACUAUAAUAGAGUGUUCUUAAUUAUGCUGAAUUCAUAUAGGAAGAUUUGCCCUUAAAAGGAUUAUGUCAUGAAAUGGGUACAUUUUGAAAUAUAUCAUGCUGAAAAUGACACAAUCAUGAAAAUAUUUUAGUUUGCAUGUAUGCAAAUCAAGUAAGUCAACAUUGCUGAAUAAUUCUUUAUUUGUAAGCAUAAAAGUUUGACAUACCAGAUCAUUCUCGAAUAUGGCAUAAUAAUCAAUAUAUAACUCAUUGUUUCAGAUAUUUUACAUUUAUUCAUUUUUUGAUAAUGUUAUAAAAAUUCUUAAGGAAUGACAAUAUAUAUAUAAGGUAUAUCUAAACCAGGCAAUAUUAAGCACUGAAUGCCUUUUUGUACAUGAGCUGAUGGAUGAGAGUGGAGAGAGACGAUGAUGAUCGGUAGCUGUUGAACCACAAUUUUACAUUUCUAUUAUUGUACAUUUGCUAAUAAUUAUUUAUCAAUUUGUUUAAAAGUUUCCUGUUUAAAUAGACUUGUGUUAUAACUAUAUAGCCCGAUGUGUUCUUGUAAGUGUUGAAUCGGUCGAUCGUACGUUGUUCUAUGUUAUAUAUUUCCUGUAUGCCCCGUUCAAUCACAUUACUUACGCACUCAGAUAUCAACCUACCGAGUGUACGCUGUUAACUUCAGCAGCAGGUCCAGGAGGUGUACAACCUUUUUCCCUAAAAAUGAGAUUUUGAGAUUAUUCAUUUUGGUUCACCACCCUGUUUAGGUGGGAGGGUGUAGUAAAGUUCCAGAAAUUUUGAACCCUACAUUCUGGAUCUGUUGUUGAAGUUUUAGGGGUUGGUAGAUUAAAACAUCUAUGCUUAUUGGUUAUUGCCCUAUUUUGUGUUUAUGUUUUGAUGUUCAAUAUUUGUAUCACUCUGCAAACUUAUGUGCCAAAAAUAUGAUUAUACUAUUUGUACAGUGUCUGUAGAUCUUGUUUAUCGAAGUGUCUGUAUGUCGAUACUGAUAUCGUUUUAUCUAGUGGUCGGAUCAGGAUCAUCAUACUUUAUAUUUGUCGGCUUUUUUUACAUUAUUUCUUUAAGCAAAACAAAAAAUUCUUUUUAAAAAAAAAACAAAGAUAGUGAUUUACAAAGAAGAUACAUUAAUAAAACCAAAAUAUAUUUGAUUUUAUAUUUUCAUUAUUUUAUUGAACAAAGAUCAUUUGUUUUGAUAUACUUUUGAGUCUACCCAGUAAUGACACUCAAGGUAUGUUUGAUUUUCUCACAAAAGCUACAAACUGUUACAUAAAAAUCAGGUUUAUUUGUAAAACUUCAAAUAUUAUAUGUGCUCAAUAGCUCCAGGAGCUACAAUAGGUGGAGUCAUGUAGGUGGUAAACCAGUUACUACCGAUUGCUAACAAAAUUUGGAGCUCAAACAUUAUCAGUCACAAACACAUUAUAAACUGACUUUGAAUGGUUUCUGUUGCAGUAUGAAAGAUAGUAUAAGUAAUGAUAUACCUCCUUAAAUGCCAAAUUGAUGAGGUGAUUUUUCAGUGUCAUCUUAGUAAUUAUUUUCGUCGGAAAGCCAAAGAUCAGGAAAGUGAGAAAAUAGUACUACAUGUACCUUUGUCUGUGAUUUCUUAUACAAGAGCAUCAAAUCAGAUUUGUCAUAUUAAGGAACCUGAGCAUUCAAAUUCUCCUUGUUAUCUUUACAUCUGGUUGCAAAAGGACUCUUGAAUGGAAUCUAUUGAUUGAAAAAUAAAAACAAAUUUCAUCUUUCACACCUUUCAAAAGAAAAAAAUAUCAAAACUUGAAAUAUUUCAAAUUUUAAAAAGCCUGACAUUGAUGUUUUGCAAACAAAUCUUGGAGCAGUUAUGACAUUUUCACUUUAUUCAUCAAGAUGACUGGAGUAACUUAUGAGAAAUUACCUGUUGUUAAAUGGGACAUCUCUUGUGUUAAGGCUGUGGUAAAUCUUUUAAAAAUCUUAUUGUUCUUUGGUUAAUUGUAAAAAAGAAAAAAUACUGCUUAUUUUAAGGAAUGCUUUGAAAAUGAAAAAAAAUCUUCAUAGAAGAAUUGACAUAUUCUACGCAAAAAUUUUACUAGUAAUAUUUCAUUUUUAAUUGUUAAAACUUUUUUAAUUUCCAUAUUCAUUUUAUAAAUAUUUUUCCUGUUUUUUUUAUGAGAUUUUACCUUAUUUUUACUAUCAUUAAUCUUAACUGUAGUGACCACUUUCCAGUGCAUGAAAAGUAAACCAAGUUACAAGAAUAGACUCCUUACUGUUACUGCUAUUUAUACAAUAGAUGGUAGUGACUUUUCAUCACUUAGUACCUGUUGCCAUGGCAACCCAGAGUCAGUGUUUAGUCUGAGAACAGGUGAUGCUGUGUCACACAAAGAAUCUGAGAGACAAAUGACAUAAAGAAGCCAUUUUACUAUACAAAAACAGUUUUUUAUUUUCAUUAUACUUUCAAAUCAAAUAUUUAAAUAAUUUUAUAAUUACAAUCAAAUAUGUUACUGAUGAUUUUGCUGGGUUACCUGUACGGUGUGCGAGUUGUUAGCCUAGACUUUUGAGUCUUUCAUUUUUUGUUUGUUUUGUGACAAUGUCAUGUGACACCUUAAUCACCGCAUCACAUGACCUUUUUGUACCAAAGUGAGAUGAUCAUGUGACUUUUAUAAUCCCAGGACCAAGUCAUUGGAUUUUCGUCGUGGGGACAUCUAAAAAUCAUGAAAAAAUGUAUGUUACAUAAAUAUACCACUACGUGGAUUUUAUUUAAUGUAGUAAUGAAAUUUGUCGUAACUGAUAAUCACUCUUAUCAAUGUCAAUGUCACAUGGUCAUGCAAUAUUUUCAAUAUCAUUUGGUCGUGUGAAUGUUUAUAUCAGAUGCUUGAUGACCAUUAUGAUGUCAUGUGAUCUGACCACUACUGACCGCUGGUCAAUUCUUAGCCAUAAUGACACUUUCUCUAGAUGCCUUCAUUGCCCGUUUAUUCAUGUACAUUUCAGUAAUUUGCAUAUUAUAUGAUACUAGUAGAAACCAAGUGUACUUGACAAGAAAAUUAAAAGAAAUAUGAUUUUCCUAUAUAACACAA